This is a messenger RNA of Diorhabda sublineata, 9212 nucleotides long. RefSeq lists its product as uncharacterized. The transcript is spliced from 5 exons. Bases 231 to 2366 code for a protein of 711 amino acids. The record is from RefSeq and is a predicted model, not a curated record. NCBI's taxonomy places the organism in Eukaryota, Metazoa, Arthropoda, Insecta, Coleoptera, Chrysomelidae.
AGUCCACUAGAUAAGCUCAGUCUGUGCAAGUUCGGUAUAUUGUGUGUUUGUGUUAUUGUGUCUAUAUCGCUCCCAAACGGGCUCAGUAUCAACAAUCAACAUCCGUCGUCGAAUAGAAAAAUUACGAAAUCAUGUACCAACGAGAACGAUCUUUUUAAAUGUGAAAUUUCGUCUGAAUUCCAUUAAUUUCUGUCGUUAAAAUAGGGUUACGGUAGCGAGAAUGAAAGAAAAUGGGUGUGCGAUGGUUUUUCUUGUUGUGGAUGUUUUUUUGUGUCUGUACUCUCAGAUUUAUAUCUGUAACGGCUCAAGAGUUCACCAUGUGCGACAUCCAACAGUGUCACUGCACAAUUAAAGCAGCUUCUUGGAAAAUUGUUAAUUGCAGUUUACAUGAAGGACAGAUAGUAAACUUUGAAAACGCCAAAGUUCCAAAUGAAGCAGUCGAAAUUUAUGUCACAGGUGGACGAGAAAUCACAUUUGCCUCGAAAACUUUCAACGGAAUCCGUGGACUGUCUUUAAUUUAUAUAGAUGGAACUCAAAAGAUAGUUAUGGAAAAUAAAUCAUUUUAUCACAUUACCUCUUCUAGUCUACUAAUUCAAAUAAAAAACUGUGAUGAGUUAAUUAUUAAGACUGGUGCUUUCGAUUAUUUACAGAGUUCUGUCUCUACAGAAGUUUUUGAUGUAAAUUUUGCAAGCAUUGAAUCAGCUGCUUUCUGUCAACUAUAUAACAGUACUUUUAAAAAUGUGAGAUUAUUGAAAUUACAAGAAAGAGCAUUUGACUUCAAAAACGAAAGAAAUAAAGCAGCUACAGGACCUGUAUCUGUCAUAAUAUUCGAAAAUGUCGAAAUUCAAAAAAUACCUUCAGAAGUAUUCUUAACACCGUUGGCAAGUGUUUCAUUCCAUAAUUGUAAAAUUGGCGAGAUAUUACAAGAUGCUUUCAAGGGAUUCCAAAUAUCUUCAAUUAUUAUGGAUGCUACAACCAUAGAAAACGUCCACGAAGGAGCUUUUACUGGAAGAACUCUCAUUUGCGAUUUCAAAAUUACCAAUUGCAGUGUAUCUACAUUACAUUCGAACGCCAUUCUUGCAGCAGUCGGCAACUUUUCCUUGAGCCAUUCCAUUGUUACAGAUAUAGAAUCGGGUGCCAUAAACGCUACAGUUGCAAGAAGUGAGAUCUGCAAUAAUGAAAUAUUCAAUAUCCAUCCAACAGCUAUUGUUAUAAAUAAUUGGAACGUCAUUGAUAUGGAAAACAAUAUAAUAAAACAUCUUUAUGCUAACUUCUUAUUACCGUUAAAAGGAGCUGAUAACGAGAAGCUUUCAUUUAAAGGAAAUGAAAUUUAUAACAUGGACGAAACGGCUUUAGGUUUCUUAUCGAACGUAGAUACUAAUAUUUUAACAUUUGACGAUAAUUUUUUCAAUCAAACAUGUGAUUGUUUUAUCGAUGCUUGGAUAGAGAAAAUAGCCAAUAGCAAUCAGCUUAAAUUAAUUAAAGGAACCAGUUUUUGUACAGUUAAUGCAUAUUUAUCGAACUGCUUUUCUCUUCCAAUCGGUAUAAUCAAUAUACAAAAUUUUACAGAAAAAUCUUGUAAAAAUUUAACAGUUUGUGAACCCUAUGAAGGAAAAACGAGAAUAGUAGAUACUACAAGUAAAAUAUUCGUAGAAGAAGACGAUUCUGCUAAGCAGAGCUGGUUAAUUUUCAUGAUUACCAUCAUAAGUCUCUUUAUAGUAGCCAUAGUUGUCACUUUUAUAAUAUUAUUAAUACGAGGUGGUAGAUGGUUGAAAGAUAAAGGUUAUUUCAGGAAUGUCCAUUACAAUAACAAUGAUUUGAGUAUAGAAGAAGGUACUGUAGUCACAGUAGAUGAAAACGAAAAAUUAGAAAUUCCAGAUGAACUAACUUUGGAAUUCCUUCAAAUUCUAUCAAAAAGAUUAGAUGACCCUGCAACUCACCAAGACGCUUCAGAAAUGAUUGAAAGAUUGUAUGAGAUGUUCAUAAUCGAAGAUGGUUACGAAAACAAUAACAGACAAGAAGAAGAAGCGCACCUAUAUGAAGAACUUGGAAAUUUGAAUCUACAAAUCCCACCUCCACCUUAUGAAGAAGAUAGAGAAUCGGCAGCAGGAGCGAGAAGUAUUUUAAAAUUAAUGGAGGAAAAAUUUUCCCAACAGGUAGAUGUAAAUAAUGGUAAUGGAAAACCACCCGUAAUGAGUGAUUAUUCGGAACCAACAGACGCGGCUGUACAUCUUUAUUCAGAAUUAAAAAAUAAAGGUGAAAAAUCAGAUAACAAAGGUAGUACAGACUGUUUAAAAUCAAACGAAUCAUUAAAUAAUUCGAAAAAUGAUUGGCUUUCCAAACCAGGACCAUCAACUAAAUUAUAAUAAUUUUAAUCUUGUGAUUCAAAAAACUUUUCUAUUAGUAAAUUUUUAUGUUGUAAAUAUUUUUAUUAGUCUUUUUAUUAUAUUUUAAUAUUAUGAAAAUAUUCACGUGUUUUUAAUUUGAUAACUUUUCUAAAAAUGUUGAUAGAACCAAAACUAUACUUUUUCUGCUGAAACGAAUUAUUUCUCAUCAAAAUAUGUAUUACGAGAUCUGACAAUAACAAAACGGAUUAUGUAAAAAUUACAUGAUCCCUUUUAAAGUAAAUCCCUUCCACAAUAAUAGUAUAGUAUCAGCAAUUUAUUAUUUCAGUGGAACCUCCAACGUUCGUUCCCUUUACGACAUUUUUGAUUGUAGGGAAAAGAAAGAAAUCACGGGACAAUAGAUCUGUCGACUGUUUUGGUGACACUAGACCCUUUUUAGAAGCUAAAAACUGCGAAUUCCUCCACACGCAUUGAUACGAUGCAGUUGUUAUUCGUGAUGGAUGUGCGCGCUAACCCUUUCUCGAAAUACAUCGCUCCAGAAUACAUGAUUCAUAAUCUUUUCAGGAAGAACUAACUUCUUAUGUACCAUCCCUUGGCUGUUAAAGAAGCAGAUAAGUAUCGUUUUCACCUAUAACAGUAUAAUUGUCGUCUACGAUCGACAAUCGACGUCGUUGGUGUCCUUCUGAAAGUUUGUUGCAGAACUAUUUUUGUACAAAGCUUUCUCAUCGCGAAAUCUAGAAUUAUAAUCUGCCUGAUAGUUUCACGGCUGAUAUUUAUUUUUCUGCUUCGGCUCAUAGCUUUAACAGACGAUAUUGUCAUAAGUGUACAUGGUGCAAUUUAGUUAGUGCGCACCUCGACACGAACUUCGUUUUAAUGACCUUCCUUUUAUAUCAACAAAACAAAAUAAUUCAUCGUAAGUUUCAGUUGCAGAAUCGUCAAAUUUCGCAUAAACUUUUGACUCGUAGAUUUUUCGAUUUUCCAAUUUUUUGUGACGAGCACGAAGAUGGAAAAAUAUGUAUGACUAGAGCAAGGUUAUUACAUUAAGUGGUAAAAGUUUUCCUAUUCCAGAGUUAUUAUAAAAAUGACAAAUCAUUAAUUAAUUGUCAGACAUCGCAUCGUUAUUUUUGUUUUCAGUAGAUUAUAAUAAGGAAAACGAUGAUACUAGAAGUCCCAAUAUAUCAUCGCGAAAAUAAAAAAAUGGCAAUGAAAAUAUUCCUCAAUCAGUGGGAAAGGUCAAAUAUACUUAGGACAACUUUGUCUUGAAGUAUCGUUUGUAUGAUAGCGUGAUGAAGGUGAAUGUACUUUUUUGAAUACAUAAAGUAUUCAUUAGAAGUUAUACUUCUAUUAAGUGUGGAAGAAAUGGAUAUAAAAUAAAUCGUAUUGUGGUUAUAUCCCGCAAUAUUCAGCUCUUCUUAAUUAUUUCAGCAUACAUAUUCUAACAGUUAUACCACACAUUUCCUGCUUAGAAAGAUGAUUUUUCUAUCAAAUUAAUCAAAAAUUCAAAAUCUGCAAUAGCAAUAGCAAAUAAACAUUAUUACUAUUUAAUAAUAACUUAUUUCUCAUUUAUUGUUACCAAUCACCACUUUCAAUAAUUUUCUUAUUUUUUUAUCUUAUGAUAGUAUUCCACAUCGAAUUUAAACUGACAAAAUUGAUAUUUCCACCUAUCUCAAAGAAAGCACAGUUAUAAUAUAAUCAAACCGGUAAAGAAAAAAAGCAAGAUAAUACAAUAUUCUGUUUCAAUAAACACUCAUAAGAAAGAGGGGGUAAUAACUAAAGAUCAUACUAAUAAAUCAGCUCUGAAAAGAUUUUAACUUCCUAACGGUUUUUUGUUCUACAGAUUUUCCACCUUUUCAAACAAUUUUCUGCAAUUAUUCAAGUGUUAUUAUUUGUACAAAGUUUCAUGAUAUUUACAAGAAUUAUAAAACAAAGCGAAUAGUAUAUUAGACACCAAUUAUUACCUUGAUUAUUUUUAGAUAAUAACCCUCCUCACCCCAAAGCAAAUGUUCUUGGUUUUUUUGCGACAGACCCAAACUACCUUAAAAACUUUCUGCAGGAAUUAAAAUUAUUUUUUGAGCAUUAUUUGUGGAUUUGCGGCUUUUCCCCAAAGUUUGUAGGCAUUUAAAAGACAUAUUAAUUAGGAAAAAAAUAAAAAUACAUAUAUAAAAUUAAAUAAGUAAUAUUUAAUGAUCAUAAAACAAAUACUUAAUGUAUGGUCUUAGCCUACAAACGAAUUGGAAUGUAACAUAAAAAUUAAAUAGAUUAAAUUAGACUAUAACAAGCAACAUAUGAAAAACUUGGCAAGGUUGUGUCACUCAACUCAUUCUGAAUUCUUCCAAUAACAUUGGAGGUAACUAUUUCUGACAUUUGCUUAUGUUUAUAUGCUGGCUCAAAGUUUUUAUAAAACCUAGUACCAUAUUUGCUGCAUAAAGCCAACUUUAAAAAUAUUUUGUUACCUUUAUAGCUAGCUGGAGGUUCAUUGAUCAUGACAUAAGCUAGUUUGUCAGUAGUGCCUACCUCCUCUAGGUCAGAGGUGUCUCUGGCUGCUGGUCGUUUCAGCAUUAUAGAAGCCAUUACUGAGCCCCAACUUUCACAAAUAACCUCUGAGACAGGUGUAGUUAAUAUAAACUUUAAAAGCUCAAUAGCUAGAGGGUAUUUGAAGAAUACUAAUUGGUUUCUGUCAAUCAAGGGCAGGAAAUCAUAGCCACAAACAAAAUAUUCUGCAAGUAAGUUUAUAUUGUCGUUUUUUUCUUAGUAACACGAGAAAUUUUGUUUUUUAAUUUUACAUAGGGCCAAUCUUUCUGCAGUCCUCUUCCUCGUUCUAUCACAAUGUUCGCUUUGGGGCCUCCACACCUAUAUAAAAUUGUUCAAAAUCGAAAUUUGAAUCAAAUAUAAAUCAAUAAUUAAAACAAUUUUAAUAUGAAAAUAUAUUACUUUUAUAUUUUUAAUUUGAAUAAUUCUAUAUAAUAUUCAUUAGGCAUAUUUAAAAGUUAAACAAGUUUUUGGAUAAUGAAUAUUUUUAUACCGGGCUGAUUAUGUAAUACUAGAUGAAAAACAUUGAAUGGUGUCCAAUAAAAUGCUUUUAUGGGAAGGCUAUUAACAAUGAAUGAUUGGCACAUGAUCAAGUGAAAUUUCGUCAAUGUUAUUUUAGAUUUUCAAAUUAUCUGCCAGUAAUAACAUUUCAUAAUAAAUAAUUCGUAUUCAGCAAACAAAAUGAAAAAAUAAUCACCACGAGUUUUUAAAAGUACAUCAGCUUUUUUUUUAAAUAUAGUUCUAUGGAAAAUUUACCAAAAAUUGUUCCAAAAUUGAAUUGUGUGAUUUUUCUAUUCAGAUUAAGCAAUUCUGCAUGUAUUAAGCAAAAGUCUGUGGGUUUGAUUUAAUAUUGGUGAAAAUUUUCACUACUCAUUUUGACUAUAGUUUAGAAAACCUAUUAAUUCAUCAAAUUACCAAAUCAAAUGACCAAAUAUUUCUUUUCAUGGUUAGUUGAGAAAGGAAUGAAAAACAUCAUCGAUAUACAUUUUUCAACACUCCACAAAACGAGAAUACAUUGAUACGUUGAUUCUUUUAAUGACGAAUUUAUUUAUGAUGAUAUCCGAAAUAAUCACAAGAAUGACGAACUGCUACUAUUUUCAGCCAAUGCAAAUUUUUUUCACCACAGCACGCGCCAUCUAGGCUGCUCAUUUAUGACUAUAUUUAACUCAAAUUUUAAACAAUAGGUGGUGUUGACUAAAUAAAAAACAUGGAUUAUAAAAUAUAUUUCUGUACUUCUCAUUGAGAAUAUUCAUUGUUUAUUUUAAUAACGUUAUUAAACCUUUCUCUCCAUUAUUUUGAAUUAAUCUCAUAAAACUCAAAUUAAAUUUUUUGAAAUACUCAAAUUUAGUUAUGUUCUGUUGUUCUUAACGGUGCCCUAUAUAAGAAGUAAGGGACUUUUUUUAUAUAUUUUAUAUACCUAUUCUUAUGUAAUUCAAUUACUUCGUAUAUUUAAAACAAUAAGGGAAUAAUAUAAUAUACAAAGGGAAUAAAUGAUUUAAAUGCUUGGAAAGAAAAUAAUAUUGAACGAAUUUUGAAAUAUAUGUUUAAGAAAUAAUGAGAAACUCUGAGAAGAUGUAUGUAUGAUUGCCUUUGAAGCCACAAUUCAUUGUAUGUCAAAACGGUUGAUACACUCCAAGAGUUUUUUUCUGUUGUUAUAUAUUACAACAAUAAAUAUAAAAUUUUUAAUUCCAUUCCAUUUAACAUGUUGAUUUUUUUUGCCAAUCAAUUCUAUAAUUAGAGGUAGAAAAAGUUUGCCAUUUUUUUAUCCAACAAUAUUUGUAACAUACAAUAGUCCGGUCAAUUUAGACAUUCGAAUUUACGUAAAUUCCCACCAAGCUGAACAUCAGUAACAUUGUUUAAAACAUAAUUAUAAAUAAAAUUUGGAAAUUUUUCAUCAUUCCCGUGUAUAGAAAAGUAUUAAUCAAGCUCAAAGGUCAAAAAAAUGAGAUUUUCGCGAUGUUUGGCAAAACGGUAAGGUUUAUCAUAAAAAUACUGAUCGAUAAUUAUUUUCUUGUUUUUGAGAUAUAAUGAUUCAAAAAGUUGUAAUCGUCAGAAUAUGCACACGUUUCCAUGCCACCUAUAAGGUAGUGUACUUAGCGAUUUUUUUUACGUGGUGUCUCCAGUAGGCCUUUUAAACAGGUCUGUUGUGAUCAUACUAAUUUAGAACUAUUACUAAAUGGUGUAAAUUACCAGAGAUUGAAAAAUGAAAGCGAUUUAACUAAAAAAAUUGUGAAAUUUAAUCGUUCGAGUCGUAAUUUUCAAAUUCCUUUUCUUGUUCUUCUUCUUUUUUAUCUUCAUUCUGAGUGCGUCACUAGCGAUGUAUCGCAUGUCGCCUGUUGGAAUCAAACCGAUCCUCCACUGUUGGAGAUUAAAUAUUACAACACGACCGGCCUUGACAAGGUUUAAAUACCAAAGAACAAAACAGUCCGACUUUUUUACAACCACAUUUGUCACUGCAUCCCUUUUUUAAAAAAUAGGAGUAAAGUUUAAACGAGUUCUAAUGUAUUGUUAACCAACUUCUAAUCCCAGUCUGUAGGGUCUAGCUGAUAACCAAGCUACACUUGAACUUGUUAAUAUACCCGAAAAAGAUGAUGAGCAGCAAUUGAGGUUGAAGGAAGACAAGCCAAUUGAAAUUGUUUUUUACUGUUAGUAUUAACUAAACACGCAUAUCGAUACUUAUCUAAAAAGGUAGUUUUUUUAGGAGCUCCGUACAUAGAAAGAAGAAAGCGAAUGCCGUUGAUAAUAACUUCCUUGUCGAGUUGAAUUAUUGUUUUCAAAAACUUCAGCACAUUGAACUAAAUUUUGAUUUUCAAACAUUUUGAAAACUGUUAUUUUACUUCUCUGUUAUUACGCGUAAAAAUAGUGAUGACUUUGACACUUUGUAAAAGUAGAUAAACUUUUUGAUGAAUAGAUUUCCGAUUUAUUUUGUGUUUUUUUCUGGUUUUAAGAGAAAAAUAGUUUUUUCAGUUUCAGUUCAAGCAAUAAGUGAUAUGAGUAAGUCUUCAUCUUCACCAACAGCAAUAGUUGUAUUUGUUAAAUUGAAUUGCUCUCUUGCUGUUUCAGUAAUCAGCAUCUUUAUUAAUUUGUUUUACCAAUAUAUUUUCGACAGUAAACUUUUACCAUUUUACCUGAUAUUCUUAUAAUUACAACUUAUGUAUAUUUUAAGUAUAAGUUAAAAUGAUAGAUACAAAAUAUUUUAACAUACUCGUAAAUUAUAACUCUAAGAGAUGCAUAUCCGUGGCGUAUUCAUGCAUAUUAUGGCGAUUAUAACUUUUUGAAUAAUUUUAUUUCAGAAACCGUGGCUCGUAGGAAAAAGAGUAUUGAUAUAUUUUUUGUAGAUAAUUUUAUGAUCUAUAAUUUUUGUCUGAUGUAUUUUUAUGACAAACAUUACCGUUUUGCUUAAAAUCGCGAAAAACCCUUUUUUUUGACCUUUGACAAUGAAUAAUUUUUUUUCCAUACACGGGAAUGAUGAGAAACUCAUUUUUAAUUAUAUUUUAAACAAUUAUAAUGAUUUUUUCAACUUGGUAAGCAUUUAUGUAGCUUCACUCUUAUUUUUUGGUCUAAUUUAACCGGACUACAAGUCAAUAUUGUUAAUAUAUUUUCUAUUUCUAAUCAAAUAUCUUCAUAUAAAAACAGUCUUCUUAUUCUUUUAACGACAUAGUCUCAAAUUUAGCAUUGACAUAUCAUUAACAAAAUAUUUUGUACUGCUAGUGCAUUUUGACCAACAACUAAUUACUUUAUUUUUAUCCAUCCUCAUAAAUAGAAUGCAAUGAAUGAACUAAUCUACCUUUUUAUUCUGUAUAUAGUUUUAAAUUAAUGUAUCUAUAUGUAAGAAUUAAUAAGCAAAUUCACUAAAUAAAAAAUAAUUAAAUAAUGUAUGCAUAACUUGGUGAAAUAUUUAUUUUUUUUAUAAGAAGCUUCAUUUGAACAAGAAAUUGCCGAAAUUGCUAUACGUUUUUUAAUAAUAUCGAAUUUGACUAAAAUUUUAACCACAGGUUCUGUUUAAUAUUAAUUCUAGAAUCCACAUUGUUUAAAAACUUGUCUAUUAGACUUAAAUCUGUCUUAUUAGGGUAUGUUGGUAGUCUCUUCAAAUAUAAAAAAACUUCUUCAAGCUUAGGUAAUAGUUUAAGCAUAUAUUAUAUAUUUAAAAAAUAUAUGUAAUAAAUUUGUUACUUAAAAUUUAUAUGUAUGAGGAUAUUUUCCUUAUAAGUUUAAAUGUCAUCUAAAAUUAUCGCAAGAAUCGUCUUGCCUUGCUGUGAUAAUGUUGUGUUAGUUGUAUAUUUUGUAUUUUAUCUAUCGAUUCUACAUAAUUUUUUUAAAUAAAAGUUGUAACUACAA